AUGCUGUUGACAGUCGGCUUGUUUUACUCAUUAGUGGACGGUGUGCGUGAGGAGGAAAUGACCACUUGGACGGUCUUCAAAGAGAGUGAUAUACGAAAAACAAGUACCCACUACAAGCAUGAAGCUUUGAAAAAGGGAGGGCCAGGCGAAGUUGUGUCCGACGUUGCGAACAUUUCAGAAGUACCAGUGAAAUUGGAUUUACAUUCUGCAACAAUGUUUGACGAAUUUGGCGGAUUAUUGAAGAAGCUAGAAAAUACUUUCUAA
Messenger RNA from Gongylonema pulchrum, 264 nucleotides. The record is from the annotation of a GenBank genome assembly. NCBI's taxonomy places the organism in Eukaryota, Metazoa, Nematoda, Chromadorea, Rhabditida, Gongylonematidae.